AUGACCUUGAAAUUUAGGCGCAAUAGUUAUUCCUGCGCAGCUGUAUGCCAUGCAGAGAAACAGACAACCCGGGAGGCAAAGAAGGCUCAAGCCAGGAGGCAGUCAGACAAGCAGGAGGGCAGUCAGACAAGCAGGAGGCAGUCAGACAAGCAGGAGGGCAGUCAGACAAGCAGGAGGGCAGUCAGACAAGCAGGAGGGCAGUCAGACAAGCAGGAGGGCAGUCAGACACGCAGGAGGGCAGUCAGACAAGCAGGAGGGCAGUCAGACAAGCAAAAGGAGGAGGGCAGUCAGACAAGCAGGAGGGGCAGUCAGACAAGCAGGAGACAAGCAGGGCAGUCAGACAAAGGCAAAGAGGCAAGCAGGAGGGCAGUCAGACAAAGCAGACCAGUCAGGAGGAGCAGUCAGACAAGCAGGAGGGGGCAGUCAGACAAGCAGGAGGGCAGUCAACAGUCAGCAACAAGCAGGAGGGCAGUCAGACAACCCGUCAGACAAGCAGGACAAGAGUCAGACAAGUCCAGCACAAGUCAGCAAGCAGGAGGGCAGUCAGACAAGGGAGGCAAGAGGCAAGCAGGAGGGCAGUCAGACCAGACAACCCAGGGAGGCAGAGGCAAGCAGGAGGCAGUCAGACAAGCAGGAGGGCAGUCAGACAAGCAGGAGGGCAGUCAGACAAGCAGGAGGGCAGUCAGACAAGCAGGAGGGCAGUCAGACAAGCAGAGGGACAGUCAGGCAAGCAGGAGGGGCAGUCAGACAAGCAGGAGAGGGCAGUCAGACAAGCAGGAGGGCAGUCAGCAGGGGCAAGACAGCACAGUCAGACAAGCAGGAGAGGCAGAAGCAGGAGUCAGACAAGCAGGGAAAGCAGACAAGGAGAAGCGGGAAGCAGCCAAGCGCCCCGGUAAGCACGGAGGUAUGCAAGAUGGCAGACAGGCAAGGAGAAAAUCGGGCAAGCAUGCAGGCAGACAAGCAGACAGUCAGGAAAGCAGAGCGCCAGAAAGGCAUGGAGGCAUACGAGCGGGGAGUCCCACAUGCAUGGAGGCAUCCGGGCGAGUAGUCACACAGGCAGGCAUGCGGGCAGGCACGGUGCAUAGUGGCGGGCGGGCUCGGCGACGCAGACCUGGCAAGGGCGCCCUGGCCUUAUAG
Messenger RNA from Penaeus vannamei (Pacific white shrimp), 1137 nucleotides. NCBI's taxonomy places the organism in Eukaryota, Metazoa, Arthropoda, Malacostraca, Decapoda, Penaeidae. The record is from RefSeq and is a predicted model, not a curated record.